AUGGAAGCAGCGGUUGUGGAACUGGAAGUGGCACCUGAAGAGGGACCCACCUUGCUGAUCGCGGUGGAGAACAGCGGGUUGGCAUCGUCCGAUUCGGCCACAACCUCUAUCACGGUGCAAUGCGACGAAGAUGGGAGAGUAGAAGUGGAUCUUGAGGUGGAUACAACGCGCCUCGAAUCCCUCUACGCUCGAUUCAAGGCAUCAACGUUUCGAUUCGAUUUCGGCGAUGAGGCCAACCUCGCCACGCUCGCCGCUAUUCCCCUCGUUCAGGCCCACAUGCGAUCGAGAUCGACCUUCACCGAGCACGAGCUGUUCAGCAUCAUCUUCAGGUUCAACCGACCCUACCCCUCCGCCCAAGAUGAAGAGCAGAGCGUCAUCUCUCGACGGCUCGUCGACGCCGAGUUGCUGGAGGUCGCGACGGGCCUCGUCCUUCGCUGUGUCCUGCGGACUCGCUACCACGAUGCUCGUGUCAUGAUGGCGCACGCGUGCGGUGGCGCACACAACGCGCCCGACCUUCGGUUCUUCCUCGCCCACGACCAGGUCUUCAUCGUCCUCCCGCGCCAGCCGCAGCAAUCACAGCAUCACAACACCAUAAACAUCGACGUCACCCUGGACCAGAGCCCUGAAAGCGGCCGAGCCUCGCUCGAAGUGCGCCUUGGCGAAGAAGAAGACAGCUGUGACGAUGACGGCGACGGCUACGAUGGUGGUGGUGACGCGGCUGACGGUGCGAAUCCGUGGGUGCUGCUGCGCGUCAACGUCAAGCACGUGAUCACCGACAAGGCGAGCGUGGUGGCGGCUCUCCGGGCCAUCCUGGGCGAAGCCCGCGACCAGCGGCUCACGCUCCUUGUCCUGCGGCAGCGGUUCGAGCGCGACUGCGGCGUGCCCUUCGGCUGCGCGGGCUGCGGAUCGCUUACCUCCUUUCUCAAGAAGCAGCGCGCGAUCUUCCACGUCACCGAGGCCCGCAAGAAGAAGAAUCUCAAGUCCACGAGUCGAAACCGCGGGACGUGGGAAGAAGCGCAGGUGGUCGUGGACAGGGACGAGGAGCGACAUCGCCGGCGACAGGCAGACCAGGUCAUCAGCAAUCGGACGGGGCAAGAGGGCGUGGCCCAGGGCAAGGCCGAGGCCGAGGGGGACGAGGGGCCAGGGGCAAGCCAGGGGCUUCUUGAAGAGCCAGCGUCGUGCAGAUCAUCGUCGGCAACGCCGAACGUCAUCCGGCGACGGUGUGGUUAUGUAAUCCUGCAGAAGGCAAUCGAUUGCACGAUCACCUCGGCCUCUCCACCAAUCCUCCCCAUCUGUGCGGCACAAGGAGCAAUAACGGUUUAUGGCCAGGACGUCAUCGGAGCGGUGCCAUUGGUCGAGGGAUGUCACGCAACAAGUGGUGAUGUUGUUCCUUUAAUGUUGCUCAUGGUUCUGGCGGUCCGCGUACGGCCUUGUCCCUUGUUGUGCUGA
Molecule: messenger RNA, 1449 nt
Organism: Acanthamoeba castellanii str. Neff
Lineage: Eukaryota; Discosea; Longamoebia; Acanthamoebidae
Exons: 2
Coding region: 1-1449 (482 amino acids)
Source: RefSeq, a predicted model, not a curated record